ACAUAAGUAUCGGCAUCAUUUGUUAGUUCAGCUUCUUAAUUGGUAUGAAUUCUAAAAGCUUACCUUAGUUAAUGUUCUUUACAAACCUUUUAUUUUUUAAUUAAAUUAACAAUUUUAAAUUAACAAAUUAAUAAUUGUUGCGGUUAAAAUAAACGCGUUUUGUUAAUGAGCUUUUGAAGCAAAUAAGUUGGAAGGUCUGCGUCCUGUUUAUGCUAAGUUUGCUUAACUUCAAAGCUUUCCAAUGAGUGGCAUUAUUCGGUUGUUGCCUUGGGCUAUUGUUGCUCUAAUCACAUGCACGACAUCCAUCACGUUUUAUUUGUCUUAUAUUAAAUAUGAGCACGUGACAUAUAUAUUGCCGUAUAUAAGCGAUACUGGGACAUUCCCACCCGAAAGUUGUAUUUUUGGACAAGGAUUCAAUAUAGGAUCAGCAUUAAUAGCCUUUGCGAUCUACUUGAAGUACCUUCAGGUGAAGGAAAUCUACAAGAAACACCAUAUCGAGGACAAAUACAAUGUGAAUAAAUUGGCCUUGAUUUUAGGACUUAUGGCUAGUGCAGGCCUAAAUCUGGUCGCAAAUUUUCAAGAAACUAAUGCAUUUUCUAUACAUUGGUUUGGGGCUAUUUUAACUUUUGGGGUCGGAUCGUUGUAUAUAAGCUUCCAGUGUUAUGUAUAUAUAAAAAUAUCUCCCGUGAUUGGACAACGUAAGCUGACGAUGUUCCGAAUACUACUUUCUCUCGUUUCUGCAAUAGGUUUUAUAGUUUGCACAGUAACAGCGUUUAGAAGCUAUGGAGAAUUUAAAGGUAAAGAUGUAACAAAAUGGCAGAAAGAAGACGGAGGUUUUCAAGUUCAUCAAAUCAGUACGAUCACUGAAUGGAUCACCGCAUCCAGCAUAAUAAUUUACAUUUCUUUGUUCUAUGAAGAAUUUAAAAGAAUAACUGUAAAACCAUUGAAUAUUAGUCUAGAAGAUGGAAUAGCUUAAAUAAACUUGUAAAUUAAUAUCUGGGUUCAAAUAUAUUACAUGGAUUUUCCUCAAACAAUGAGAUUAAGUGUAAGAACGCGUAAUAAACUAGAAUUUUUUUCAUCGA
Molecule: messenger RNA, 1082 nt
Organism: Dendroctonus ponderosae (mountain pine beetle)
Lineage: Eukaryota; Metazoa; Arthropoda; Insecta; Coleoptera; Curculionidae
Product: DNA damage-regulated autophagy modulator protein 2
Exons: 6
Coding region: 242-976 (244 amino acids)
Source: RefSeq, a predicted model, not a curated record